GCAAAUCUAGAGAAGAUGUGUCGUUCCCUAGAAGAUCAACUCAGCGAGAUUAAAACAAAGGAGGAGGAACAACAGCGCACAAUUAAUGACAUUAGUGCUCAGAGAGCUCGGCUACAAACUGAAUCGGGUGAGUACUCGCGCCAGGUUGAGGAGAAAGAUGCUCUGAUUUCUCAGCUGUCAAGAGGCAAGCAGGCAUUCACCCAACAGAUUGAGGAACUCAAGAGGCAUCUAGAAGAAGAGAUAAAGGCCAAGAACGCCCUGGCCCACGCCUUGCAGUCUGCUCGCCACGACUGUGACUUGCUGCGGGAGCAAUAUGAGGAGGAGCAGGAAGCCAAGUGGGAGCUGCAGCGCGCCCUGUCCAAGGCCAACAGCGAAGUGGCCCAGUGGAGAACCAAAUAUGAGACGGAUGCCAUUCAGCGCACGGAGGAGCUGGAGGAGGCCAAGAAGAAGCUGGCACAG
Molecule: messenger RNA, 459 nt
Organism: Apaloderma vittatum (bar-tailed trogon)
Lineage: Eukaryota; Metazoa; Chordata; Aves; Trogoniformes; Trogonidae
Product: myosin-3-like
Exons: 4
Cellular component (GO): myosin complex
Source: RefSeq, a predicted model, not a curated record